AUGCUAUUCUAUCGUGGUUUGAAACCGCUGGUCAAUGCUUCCUAUAUCAUAGGAAAUCAAGCACGAACUGUUCUUCCGGGCAUAGCAGUUUCAACGAAAAGGUCCUUUCACAGUAUCAAUCGCCUACAUCUCGAAACUAAUAUAAAAGAUAUCACGAAUAAGACAGAUGAAGCGUCUCCUUCCGUGCAGAUGUUUGGACCUCCAGAAUCGUCUCGGUAUGAAGACUCUUACCAAAAAGACUAUGAAAGAAUAGCAAAAUAUUCCCUGAUUCCAUUGACGAUGGUGCCUUUUUACGCAUCUUUUGUUGGCGGUGUCAUGAGUCCUCUAUUGGAUGCGUCUCUAUCGUCCACUCUCUUAAUAUACUUACAAUAUGGCUUCACGAGCUGCAUUAUCGAUUAUAUACCGAAGGAGAAGUAUCCAAGAUGGCAUAAACUAGCUCUUUACAGUCUUUAUGGAGGAUCUACGUUAGCUUUGUACGGCAUCUAUGAAUUGGAAACAAAGGAUAAUGGUUUUGUUGACUUGGUGAAAAAGCUGUGGAAUGAGAACGAUGACCAUUUGUAUAUAUUCGGAAGAAACUGA
Molecule: messenger RNA, 579 nt
Organism: Saccharomyces kudriavzevii IFO 1802
Lineage: Eukaryota; Fungi; Ascomycota; Saccharomycetes; Saccharomycetales; Saccharomycetaceae
Gene: TIM18
Product: Tim18p
Exons: 1
Coding region: 1-579 (192 amino acids)
Biological process (GO): protein insertion into mitochondrial inner membrane
Cellular component (GO): TIM22 mitochondrial import inner membrane insertion complex; mitochondrial envelope; membrane
Molecular function (GO): transmembrane protein transporter activity
Source: RefSeq, a predicted model, not a curated record